This is a messenger RNA of Rotaria sp. Silwood1, 1098 nucleotides long. The record is from the annotation of a GenBank genome assembly. Lineage: Eukaryota; Metazoa; Rotifera; Eurotatoria; Philodinida; Philodinidae.
AUGCUUAAACAAAAAGUAAGAUCAUGCGAAUCAAAAUGUAAAAUUUGUGGAUCACCUGCUAUUUAUUCUUAUUAUGGUGUUAUUUCAUGUAGUCCAUGUAAAAUGUUUUUUAAACGAAAUGCUCUAUCGGACAAGUGUAAUUAUAAUGGUCAAUGUGAAAUAAAUAUAAAUAAUCGUCAUAUAUGUUCUUCAUGUAGACUUUCAAAAUGUUUUAAAAGUGGAAUGAAAGUAGAAAUGAUUCGUAAACAUAGACAAACUAUAGUAAUUAAUAAAAAUAAAAAUCAAUUAUCAACAAGUUUAGUUAAAUUAAAUGAAAUAAAACAAAUUUCAACAUUAAAUCUUUUAGAAAAAGAUAAUUCAUCAUUGAAUAAUAGUCAAUGGAUUCUUUUAUCAAAUAUAAUCAAUAGUUAUGAUGAAUCAAAAUUGUUUUUAUUAAGUGAAAAUCUUAAUACUAAACGUAAUUUAUCAACAUCUUUAAUUACAAUAAAUGAAAAUAUAGUAAGACAAUUAAUGACUAGUUUUUAUGAAACAGCUGGAAUAUAUCUUCGUUAUAAUAAUGAUAUUAAUAAUUUAUCAUCAAAUGAUCGAUCUAUAUUACUUCAUACUGCUGCUGAUAAUAUAACUUGUUUAGGUGGUAUUUUUAUAUUUUAUCAUACUGAUUUAAUUAAUCAUAAAAAUUUAAUGAAUUUACUUGAUAUUCAAUAUGGAAAAACAACAAUGAAAUAUCAUCGUUGGGCAACUAAAUUUACACCAUCAAAUAUUGUUUUAUUUAAAUUAGCAAUUUCUUUAUUUGCUUUUUCUUCAAAUUCUCGAAUACUUCAUAGAGAUAUUUCUCUUGAAUUUAAUUGUAUUAGUACAAUAUUGGAAAUUCAAAAUAAAUAUGCUGAAUUAACAUGGAAAUAUCUUAUUUAUAAAUAUGAUUAUCAUCAAGCUAUUCAGAUAUUCAUUAAUUUAAUUCAAUGGUUUUUAUCAAUGAGUGUUUUUAUGUCAUACGCACAUUAUGCUCCAACACAUGUUAAUGAUAUUGAAUCGUUAAUUAAACAAACAGAAUUAACACUUAUUUUAGAUGAUGUAGAUAAAAUUGCUCAAAAUAAUUAA